UGUCGUUAUGUCGACGUGUACGUCGUGUGGUAAAAAUGUUUCCCGGCUCGGUUUCAGUUACUGAAUGAACGUCACUUUAGUUCGUGGUGUUUAUUAAAACAGCGGGAGCCGAAAUGGCAGGAGAAAUGUCUAUAAUCGGUUCUGUGAUCCUGGCGUUAUUCCUAGCCGGAUAUCUAGGCCAGCAGUAUCUGCCUCCUCCUAAACCCAGAGUCAUCGGGCUCGAUCUCGGGACGACGUUUUGCUCGGUGGCGGUCUUCCAACCGGGAACCGGGGACGUGGAAGUGAUCGGAGACGAGAAGGGGCGAAAAAGCAUCCCCAGUGUGGUGUCCUUCACCGAGACGGGCGUAUACGUCGGGCACGAAGGCCAGGAGCUGGCCGACAUCAACCCGCAAAACACGCUUUACGAUGCCAAGCGAUUUAUAGGGAAGAUUUUUGAGCAGAAGACGUUGGAUGAGGAGAGCGCUCGCUACCCCUUCAAGGUCGUGCUGAACAACGGCAGCGCCGAGUUCCUGCUCAGCACGAACAGCACGUUCACCGUGAGCCCCGAGUUCAUCGGCUCUCGGCUGCUGUUAAAGAUGAAGAAAAUGGCGGAGCAGCACCUCGGGGUCCCCAUCGACAAAGCGGUGAUCUCCGUGCCGGCGGACUUCGACGAGAGGCAGAGGAACUACACCAUCCGAGCUGCCAGUUUAGCAGGGCUGGACAUCUUGAGGGUCAUUAACGAACCCACGGCAGCGGCGAUGGCGUACGGGCUUCAUAAAGUGGACGUGUUUAACGUCCUGGUGGUGGAUCUGGGAGGAGGAACGCUGGAUGUGUCUCUGCUCAAUAAACAGGGGGGGAUGUUCCUCACCAGGGCCAUGGCAGGAAAUAACAAGUUAGGAGGGCAGGACUUCAGCCAGCGGCUCUUCCAGUACGCCAGCGAGCGAGUGCUCCAGCAGUACGGCGUGGCUCCGUCGUUAAAGGAGGACGUCCAGCGUCUCCGUCAGGCCGUCGAAGAAGCCAAACUCGGCCUGACGGUGAAUUCCAGCGUCUCCCUGAAAGUCCCGCUCCGUCUCCGAACCGCAGGAGAGCAGGAAGAGCGCGUCACCUUCCAGCAGGAGCUCAGCCGCCAGCUCUUCGAGGAUCUCAACGCAGAUCUGUUCCAGAAGAUCCUGGCCCCCAUCGAGACGGUCCUGGAAGAGGGACGGCUGGAGAAAGACGAAGUGGACGAGGUCGUGCUGGUGGGCGGGUCCACGAGGAUCCCACGCGUUCGCCAGAUCAUCAGCGAGUACUUCGGGAAGGAAGCGAACACGCGCGUGGACCCGGACCUGGCCGUCGUGACGGGCGUGGCGCUGCAGGCGGGCAUCAUGGGAGGAUCGUGGCCUCUGCAGGUCAGCGCCAUCGAGAUUCCCAACAGACACCUGCGCAAAACCAACUUCAGCUGAGGAACGUCAGGGGGCGGAACAUCAGGCGGAGGAACCCGAGACUCAGGACCAAACUGAGCGGAGAACAAGUUCCCUUUCGGAAAGCGAGAAAGCGAUCAUUUGGACGUUUAGCAUGUCAUACAAUUUGCCCAACGUGUUUUUUUUUUUUUUUGUUUUUUUUUUAAACUGCUAUUACGCUUAAAGUACAUAAUCUUUCAGCCGCUCAGAUCGUAACACACGUGCGUGGGUUCUUCCCGAGAACAGGUUAUAUUGUUAUAUAAAGCAGUGUGGGAACACGUUCAGCCUACAUUCCUGAAAGCUUUGCACGAGGUGCUCAUCGUCUCACUGUAGAAAGUUCCAGAACGGUGGGAUCUCUACAGAACACGAUCGAAACUCGUGCAGGACGACGUACACGUAUACAAAGCGCCAGAUUCAAAAAAUAAAUAAAUAAAUAAAGUGAUAUUGAUCCAUGAAUUGCUUAUUUAAACAGAGACCGUAGCCGUGUUCUUCUGCUUCCGUCUGGACCGAAGCUGCAUUCACAAGGAUCCAUCAGGAACGCACGUCUGGCUGUGCAUGCGCGCGCGUGACGGCCUGUUCGAGUUAAGCAGAACGGAAAUGUUGAUGGAAAGCCGGUCAGAAGACGUCUGGACGGGGUUCGAUAAUUAAUGCUUCACACUGAUGUUAAGGAAGAUGAAGGAGAAGUACAGCACACAGCCCGAGCUGUACAGUGCAGUGAUAUUAUAAUCUCCGUACAGCUAUUUAUUUAUUUAUUUAUAGCCUCUCAGACUGUUCACGACUACUUUUAUUUAAGCCACUGUGUUUACAGGUGGCGGUUUUUUGUUUUAUUUUUAGAUAAUGGCUGCUGUUACUGUUAAUUGUGCAUCAUGGUCAUGAUCGUGGAUCAUCUUGAUUUUUUUUUAAAUUUAUUUAAUUUUUUCAAAAUUAAUUACUUUUUUUAUUUAGGCAUUGGGAAAACUGUUUUGCUAACCAAAAGAAGUGACCGGUCUUUUAGAAAUAAGAGUGUUUGGCGUUCAUGCUGUCUCAUGUACAGUUGUUUGAGUUGAUUGUGAACAACAACAACAAGAAGUAAAGUCUACGCUCUGUGUUAAAAUAGGUACCGUGCUUUACCUACUAAUACGUGUUUAAUGUAUUUUUCUCUUAUUUUUAUUUUUCGUUUUUAUUUCGUCUUACAUUUCAAGCUUGGAUUUAGAAGAAAAACGUUGCACUUUAAAAUACGGAGGCGUAAAUGCUUAAAGAAAUAGUCAUUUUGUCAGUCAUAAAAAAAAAAAAUUUAAAAAAAAUCGUAACUGUGUGUUAAUAAUUAUUUUUAUACACCUAAAAGAACUUGAAUAGAAAACGUUUGUACUUUUUCGGGGGCCAAAUUGAAUGAGUAAAUAAAACAAGCCAAAUGCC
Molecule: messenger RNA, 2813 nt
Organism: Ictalurus punctatus (channel catfish)
Lineage: Eukaryota; Metazoa; Chordata; Actinopteri; Siluriformes; Ictaluridae
Gene: hspa13
Product: heat shock protein 70 family, member 13
Exons: 5
Coding region: 114-1421 (435 amino acids)
Biological process (GO): vesicle-mediated transport; protein refolding; cellular response to unfolded protein
Cellular component (GO): nucleus; cytosol; plasma membrane
Molecular function (GO): ATP-dependent protein folding chaperone; ATP hydrolysis activity; misfolded protein binding
Source: RefSeq, a predicted model, not a curated record